Seriola dumerili (greater amberjack) is the source of this 1815-nucleotide messenger RNA. It is a transcript of the gene acp7, whose product is annotated as acid phosphatase 7, tartrate resistant (putative). Gene Ontology annotation, molecular function: acid phosphatase activity; metal ion binding. The record is from RefSeq and is a predicted model, not a curated record. The coding region runs from base 201 to 1514 and encodes 437 amino acids. The transcript is spliced from 15 exons. Lineage: Eukaryota; Metazoa; Chordata; Actinopteri; Carangiformes; Carangidae.
GUCAGUAACUGCUUUCCGGGCCAGACAGCUGAGUUGUGUUUUCUCGCUGACUCUGCUGUUUUGGUUCUGCAGUUUCAUCAUUCAGGGUGACUGCAGGUUGACUGAUGUCCAGUUUCUCAUCAAAGACCAAAAUACAGUCUGUGUGUGUUUGUGUGUUGCUGCCACGGAGCAGUGUGAACUUGCUCUAACUUGGUGUCAAAAUGGUGCCUGUUCAUGCUGCUUGUGCCUUGUUAAGCCUUGCACCCCUGUUGGUGCUUGGUGUUCCUCCCAUUUGGACCCAGCCAGAGCAGGUGCAUCUCUCCUAUACAGGAGUGCCAGGUUCCAUGGUAGUAACCUGGACCACCUUCAAUAAGACAGAGAGCAAGGUGGAGUAUGGCCUUCUGGGGGGUCGGCUCUUUGAGAUGACCACCAGAGGUAACGCUACUCUGUUCGUGGACUCAGGAGAGGAGAAGAGGAAGAUGUACAUCCACAGAGUCACUCUCAUAGAACUCAAGCCUGCUGCUGCUUAUGUUUACCACUGUGGCAGCGAUGUGGGCUGGAGUGAUGUGUUCUCCUUCAUUGCUCUGAACGACAGCACCAGUUUCAAUCCAAGGUUUGCUCUGUAUGGUGACCUGGGCAAUGAAAACCCUCAGUCUCUGGCUCGAUUACAAAAAGAUACACAGCUUGGCAUGUACGACGUUAUCCUGCACAUAGGGGACUUUGCCUACGACAUGCAUGAGGACAAUGCCAGGAUUGGGGAUGAGUUCAUGAGGCAGAUCCAGUCCAUAGCAGCCUACGUGCCCUACAUGACCUGUCCAGGCAACCACGAAGCUACAUACAACUUCUCCAACUACAGGAAUCGCUUCAGUAUGCCAGGCCAGACUGAGAGCCUGUGGUACAGCUGGAACCUGGGGUCAGCGCACAUCAUCUCCCUCUCCACUGAGGUUUAUUUCUAUCUCGACUACGGCCUGGAGCUCCUCUUCAAGCAGUAUGAGUGGCUGAAGAAAGACCUGGAGGAGGCCAACAAGCCAGAGAACAGAGCAGUGCGUCCAUGGAUUAUCACCAUGGGACACAGACCCAUGUACUGCUCCGAUGAUGACCAGGAUGACUGUACCGGGUUUGACUCCUAUGUACGACGGGGACGGAAUGACACCAAACCACCAGCUCCUGGUCUAGAGGAUCUAUUUUACAGCUAUGGAGUGGAUCUGGAGCUAUGGGCACAUGAGCACACAUAUGAGAGGCUUUGGCCUGUCUAUGGUGACAAGGUGUACAAUGGGAGCAAAGAGCAGCCUUACGUGAACCCCAGAGCUCCUGUUCACAUUAUCACAGGCUCUGCUGGCUGCAGAGAGAGGACUGACAGGUUCAAUCCAAACCCCAAAGAGUGGAGCGCUUUCCGCAGCACAGACUACGGCUACACUCGCAUGCAAGUGGUCAACACUACCCAUGUUUACUUGGAGCAGGUCUCUGAUGAUCAGUAUGGUAAGGUGAUUGACAGCAUAUGGGUUGUGAAGGAAAAGCAUGGCUUCUCUGCCUGAUUCUGAGGACCGUCAUCCUUCAAAUAAAUCUACUCAGGAAAUGCACUUUAAACCUAAAACAAGCACCUCUUUCUGCUGCGCCACACUAAUUAUGCAGUGAUGAUAAAAAUUAUAUUUCCCCCCUGACUAUUGAUAAAUCCACUUAUUUCAGAGAUGUUCCAGAAUGUUUUAUCCAAUCAGAGGACCAUUACUGUAUAUUCUGAUCAUCUAUUGUGAAUGUAUAUAAUGAAAGUGUAGUUUGCCAUUUACUAAACAGUGUUUUGUAAACAAGGCAUCAAGAGCUGUUUUACAUUUGAAUAAA